GGUUUACUAAAAGGCAACCCAGCAAGAAGCCAUCUUAUAAAAUUUAAUGGAUAUUCAUAUAACAGUUUGCGGGCAGUCAUAGAUUUUAUGUACAAUGGUAAAGUAAUGGUCGAGCAAGAGCAUCUUGCUGCAUUCCUUAAGUUAGGCCGAGCUCUACAGGUACGAGGUAUUUUGGACAUCGCUGCCCAAUGUGAAGAGGCUGGUCUCACUACAGCUGAAGAGACAAAGUCAAAUGCCCAGUACAGCACCACAGUUCAGCAGCCACCAAAAACUGUUGCCCAGGCAGCACCCAAAAUGGUCCAACAAACACCAACCACAGCAGAAACCAAGAAAUAUGCCUUCCUUUUGGACAAAGGAUCCACCAACACAGCAAAGAAACCUGGCCCACAGUUCCGCAAAGUGAUGCCCAACAUUAUUGACCAGCAAGGAAACAUAAACAAAGUAACCAGCAUUGGUGCUGCCCAGGUGGCGUUGUGCAACAACAACCACAGCAAGUCCAGUCACAGCAGACUCAGCCAGAAGAAACUGUGACAGAAGAACAGCAACCCCAGCAGCAGCAAGCACAGGAAGCUGCACCAACCACCCUGGAAGAACUGCAACAAGCACUAGCAUCAGGCCAGGCCAUCCUGCAGACAACAGACAAUGGAUCAGAACAAACACUCCAGAUGGUUGAGGGACAAUGUGUAGUAACAGGUUCUGGCCAGACCUACGUUGUGGUUCAAGAAGGAGACAACAUCAGCUUUGUUCCAGCAGAAAUGGUUCAAGGGGAUCUAGGAGCUGCAGUGAAUGGUGGCCAAGUUGUUGAAGGACUUGACCCUGUAGAGCAACAGUUGGCGCAGAUGGAGGGCCAGGUACUCACACACAACCAGGUCAUUGAGGGGUCUGAGCAGCAGCCACAGGAAGCUGGUGGAGGGCAUGAGGCCACUACUGGAGCUGGCGUUGGGGACAGUGGCUCUCUGGACACUAUGAGCGUGGUGGAAUCAUUGGUCAAGCUUGGGGAGAAGCAGCCAGCAGAUAAUGAGAAUGGCUCGGGGGAAGAGACGCCUGAGGUGGGAGCUGACAUGCCGAGCCUAGAGGGAGACGCAGCUGAUGAUGGGCCCGAGGUUGGUGCAGACAUGCCUUGCUUAGGUGACGUGGAAGAGGAUGAUGGUGGAGUUGGAACUGUGCCAACAACCACUGGGGAGGACACAGGCAAGCGGCGGAGACAACCUUCACAAAAGAUGAUUGAAGCCAUGGGUAUGCUGAAGAGGAGAGUUCCAGAGUCUCCAACACAAGGCGGGAGAGGUAAAAAGUUGAAGAACUAAAUAUUCUGACUUCACUUUCUGCUGAGUUUUUGUUUAGAAUAAGUUUAGACUUUGGGAAAUCUUGCAGAAGGCAGCAGUUGUGUUAAUACUGUGGAUCUCAGUCGUACAUUUCCUAAAUUACUUACAGCUCGUGUUACGUUAUCAGAGCUCCGUUGUUAUUUAGUUGUUCUCUCUGUAGUUGCCUUCAUAUGUUUCCUGUGAGUCCUGUUUGUAAAUAAAGGUUUAGCUCAAGA
Molecule: messenger RNA, 1537 nt
Organism: Penaeus monodon (black tiger shrimp)
Lineage: Eukaryota; Metazoa; Arthropoda; Malacostraca; Decapoda; Penaeidae
Product: longitudinals lacking protein, isoforms H/M/V-like
Biological process (GO): regulation of transcription by RNA polymerase II
Cellular component (GO): nucleus
Molecular function (GO): protein binding
Source: RefSeq, a predicted model, not a curated record